Molecule: messenger RNA, 4891 nt
Organism: Echinops telfairi (small Madagascar hedgehog)
Lineage: Eukaryota; Metazoa; Chordata; Mammalia; Afrosoricida; Tenrecidae
Gene: SLCO2B1
Product: solute carrier organic anion transporter family member 2B1
Exons: 13
Coding region: 245-2203 (652 amino acids)
Biological process (GO): sodium-independent organic anion transport; transmembrane transport; bile acid and bile salt transport
Cellular component (GO): membrane
Molecular function (GO): bile acid transmembrane transporter activity
Source: RefSeq, a predicted model, not a curated record
GGCAGGAGUGGCUGGGAAGGGCCCAGGGAGUUAGAGGCUUCCUAAGCCAUACCUGGAAGAAGCUGGUGGUUGUAGAGGGUGGCCCGGGAAGCCUGAGCUGCACUACCAGGGCCUUUCUGUUGGGGCUCCCAGCUGCUGCCUCCAGGAGCCCCACCUAAGGUCUGGCCCCGCUCCCUGGCUAAGCUCCAGGUCCUGAGAUUGAAUUGGAGGCUGGAACUUCCUGGACAACUCACCCCUGCAGGCAAUGGGACCCAGGAUGGGGCCCACGGGUGAAGGACCCCAGAUGCCAGAGGACAGCAAGGUCACAGCAGACACUGACGCCACACCUGGAGGCAAAGCCAGCGUAGCCAAGCAGCCAAGUAUGCUGCACAGCAUCAAGUUCUUCGUCCUGUGCCACAGCCUGCUGCAGCUGGCCCAGCUCAUGAUCUCCGGCUAUCUCAAGAGCUCCAUUUCCACCGUGGAAAAGCGCUACGGCCUCUCCAGUCAGACCUCAGGGUUGCUGGCCGCCUUCAAUGAGGUGGGAAACGUAGGCCUGAUUGUGUUUGUGAGCUAUUUCGGCAGUCGAGUGCACCGGCCUCGCCUGAUCGGCUGCGGGGCUCUCCUCGUGGCCCUGGCGGGUCUGCUCAUGAGCCUCCCGCAGUUCAUCUCGGAGCCAUACCGCUACGACCACACCAGCCCUGAUCUGCCACAAGCCUCUGAGACGUCCCUGUGCCUGCCGGUGACCUCAGACCCCGCACCAGCCCACUCCAAUGGCAACUGCUCUAGCUACACAGAGACCCGGCAUCUGGCAGUGGUGGGGCUGAUGUUUGUGGCCCAGACCCUCCUCGGCGUGGGGGCUGUGCCCAUCCAGCCUUUCGGGAUCUCCUACAUCGAUGACUUCGCCCACAGCAACAACUCCCCCCUGUACCUAGGGAUCCUGUUUGCCGUGACCAUGUUGGGGCCAGGCCUGGCCUAUGGGCUGGGGGGCCUCAUGCUGCGCCUUUACGUGGACAUUAACCGGAUGCCAGAAGGUGGCAUCAGCCUGACUUCGAAGGACCCCCGCUGGGUGGGUGCCUGGUGGCUGGGCUUCCUCAUCUCUGCUGGCGCGGUGGCACUGGCUGCCACCCCCUACUUCUUCUUCCCCAGGGAGAUGCCCAAGGAGAAGCAUGAGCUUCGCUUCCGCUCGAGGAUCUUGUCCAUUAUCGCCUCACCUGCCAGCAAAGUAAGCUCCGCCCGCCACACCCUGGGCUCCAGCUCCCACCUUCUUGCCAGCUUUUGUAACCCUAACUUCAUCCCUCCUGGGCACGGGACCUCGUGCUCACCACGCCCCUCCAUGCCCGGGAUCAACUGCAUCAUCCUAACAGUCCUGCAAGUCUUCCCCAGGGUGCUGCUGCGGAAUCUGCGCCACCCCAUCUUCCUGCUGGUGGUCCUGGCCCAGGUGUGCCUGCUGUCCACGGUGGCGGGCAUGGCCACUUUCCUGCCCAAGUUCCUGGAGCGCCAGUUUUCCAUCACCGCCUCCUACGCCAACGUGCUCAUCGGAGGCCUCACCAUCCCCGCGGCCAUCAUAGGCGUGGUGGUGGGCGGGGUCCUCGUCAAGCGCCUGCACCUGGGCCCUAUGCGCAGUGCCACCCUCUGCCUGCUGGGGGCACUGCUGGGCCUCCUUUGCAGCCUGCCCCUCUUCUUCAUGGGCUGUUCUACUCACCAGAUCGCAGGCGUCACCCCUGGGCCUGGCACCCGGGCUGAGCGGGAGCUGUUUCCAGGCUGCGCUGAGCCCUGCUCCUCCCCUCUGUGCUUCUAUGUGGCCCUUGGGGCCUGGAGCCCUCUAAUGCUCACGUUGUGCGUGUUCUCACUUGCCAGGGGGGUGAAGAGAGAAGACAAGACGCUGGCUGUGGGCAUCCAGUUCAUGCUGCAGAGAGUGCUUGCCUGGAUGCUCAGCCCCGUGGUCCACGGCAGCACCAUCGACACCACCUGCGUGUAUUGGGCCCAGAGCUGCGGACGGCGAGCCGUCUGCCGAUACUACGACCACGACCUGCUCCGGACCCGGUUCAUCGGCCUCCAGUUCUUCUUCAAGGUGAGCUCCCUGGCCUGUUUCACCUUGGUCUUGGUCGUCCUGAGGCAGCAGCGCCCAGAGGCAGGCGCCAAGCUGAGCCUGCCCAAACCUGGCCGAGAACAGCAGCUGUUGGAGUCGGGGCCAGAGAAGAAGCCUGAAGACCCCAAAGUGUGAGCUGUCUGGGGACCCCACUCUGGCCGAGAGGGGCCGCCCCAGGACAGGGUGUCAGGAGUCCUUCCUGUGUUCUAAUCCUGGCUACUCUGCUAACUUGCUGUGUGACUUUAAUGAAGUCACCGACCCUCUCUGGGCCUUCAUUGCUCACCUAAACCAAGGCAUUAGUUGGGGAGUUUGCUCACAGCAAGAGGGACGUUCCCUUCAUUCCACCGUCAGCAGGCUUCCCCCGAGCCAGGGUGCCCUGGUGGAAGGACUAAACAUCUUUCCCUGAGGCCCAGGGAUGUGGACCACCGUAGUCCAGGCCGCCCUGCACGAUGGACCCUGCUGAGCUUGCCUGCUUGCCUGGAACAUCCUCUCUGAGCCUCAGCCACCUCCUCUGCUCAAUGGGAAUGGGCUUGCCAGCGUCCAGCCUUGUCCCAGCUGUGUGGUCAAGAUGAAUUCAGGUGUCACCGCUCCACCUGGAGGUGAGCCCAGGACCGCCUCCUUCCAGGUGUGUCCCUUUGGCGCCCCCUGGAGGCCGAGCCCUGCGCUGGGCUCUGAAAGUAGACUCGCUGGGAGGAUGGGAACUGGCCCUGCCCUGGGUGAGUCCAGGGAUGGCGGGGCCCUGGGGACCUGUUGUGCGGGAGCCCAAUCUAUUCUCAGUGGCCCUCCGCUCAGGGAGCCCAGGCUGAGGGUGUGGGUUGGGGGGGGUAGAACCCAGGUCCCAGACUCAGGGAGCCACAGAAUGAAGAUGAGGCCUUCAAGGGCCCUAGUCUAGGGAGGGAGACCCAGGCCCCACCCUUGGGUACUUCCCACCUUCAGUGACCAAGCACACACCCACUGGUACCCCCCAAAUGGUCAAGAUGGUACACACAUGACCGGGUACCUUCAAGUCUCUGCAGCCUCUCUUGUAGAUAAAAUCUUAGUGUCGCCAAUUCCUUCCCAACGUCUGCUGCAUUACCUGGGGUUGUGUAGAGAAUGUCUGCUUGUGUGGCACCCAUGGGUCUGGGGGAAACAUCUGGUUGUCUUUGGGGCUGGUUCUUUGUAACAGCCAGGUCCACAAUGCUGGGAGCAGUCAUGGUCAGUUCUGUAAUGAGCAGGUCUGCCCAUGCUUUGGACUAGGCAGCUCAGUCCUUAUCUACACCAGGACUGGUCUUGCUUUACACCCUGUUCUCGCUUGACGAAGGAGCCCUGGGGGCACAGUAGCUCUGCAGUUGGCUGUUAACCCAAAGGGCUGCAGCUUGAACCCCGAGCAGCUCUGCAGGAGAAAAAUGCAGCAGUCUGCUCCUGGAAAGCGUGCAGCUGCAGAAGCCCCAUAGAGCUGGUCUAGCCCGGAAAGCGUGCAGCUGCAGAAGCCCCAUAGAGCUGGUCUAGCCCGGAAAGCGUGCAGCUGCAGAAGCCCCAUAGAGCUGGUCUAGCCUGUCCUAUAGAGUCCCUAGGAAUGGGAACAGACUCCUGACCUGGCUAUUUCCUUACGAGGAAAAGAGAGCUUCUGGGUGCCGACACCCCACUCUGUUGCCACCACACUCCCCACCUGGGAGAUGCCCCCAUCUGAUCAGGAGGAGGCAGAAGCCAGGGGGCUGUCAGCAGGGCCUUCCCCAGCCCUGGACUGGGAGCCGGGGGCCAAGCUGGGGUCGGAGGGGCUGACAGUGGGGACACACAUGAUUGCCCUCAGAGCAAUGAACCCCCUUUUACGGGGGGUUGAAUGUUUGUUUCCCUUGUGAAAGAAGAAAGUACCCAAAUUCCGAUUCUCGAUUUUAAAAUACCAAUCGACACCUUUAAUAUUUUGCAGCAAUCCGGGCUAUGCGAGUAUUUAUCGGUGUCAAAAAUGUCAGCGUCCCCUCCAACCAGAUAAGGCCUUUAUUUAGUACCUGUAUAUUUUCUUGUGCUUCCCUCCGGUCUCCCAGGCUUUGCAGAAAUCAUCUGAAAUGGUAGAUAUCCUUGAUUAUUAAAUGUGUAUUUUGUCUUGUUUUAAAUAAUGAACUAAUUCUUCCAGCAGCCUGCCAGGGGCGCCCCCCCACCCGGGAGGGCAGACUGAGAUGGUGGUGCAGGCCCCCAGAGGGCGCCGCUGCCCAGUCCUGCCUUCUCUCUUAGGGGAUUCCAUUCGUUCUUGCAUAAACCGCUCCUGCUACAAAGACUCUGCCUUAGAAGCUGCGUUAGAGUUUGCAAGGGCCACAUCAUUUCUGGUUAUUUACAGUUGAGGUGUUCUACUGGAGGCGACUCACGGUGAUUUCUUGUUUGUUACCUCUUUCCGUAUCUUUAUAAUGGGGUCUGAUUUUCAUCCGACCGGGAUGUUCCCUGUAGUAGUGGUUUCAGAAAAGGAAUAAGGUCACAAGGCUCCCUCCCCCAUCCAGACUGCCCUGUCCCCUCCUUGCAGAAGAGGAAAUGGACCCAGAAAGGGUCAGUGAUGCCACAGAUCACACAGGCCACCGACUGUGGGCACAGCCAGGUUUCCAGCUGUGCGGACACCACCGUUCAUACAAUGGGGGGAGAGGCCUCGUUAAGGAAAAAGUACAACUGAAUUACAUGAGGGAGAGGAAACUUCCUUAGACUGAAAACAUCAGUAAAAGCACAUCGAAUAUGCCCCACAAUGUGGGGAAAUAAUAUCAUGGUUUUAUAAACUAGUGUAUUACCUUACAUAGCUUUUUAAAAAAUUGGGAUUUAAUACAUAUAUCAUUCCAUAUUUUCAUCACGUCAAGUAAAAUUGUA